AUGGAAGUAAAACCGCAAAGGCAUGAGGUGAAUGAACGUUGUAAAAUCAAAACUUCGAGAAAAAAAGCCAAACAGCUUCACACCUGCUCACAGUGUGGAAAUAGUUUCAGAGAAAAAGGAAACAUUAAGAAGCACAUGAGGAUCCACACUGGAGAGAAACCAUACACUUGCCCUCAGUGUGGAAAGAGUUUUACUGCAGCAUCAGGUCUCUGUUAUCAUCUGCGCAUUCACUCUGGAGAAAAGCCUUUUAACUGUGAUCAGUGUGGUAAAAAGUUUAUUUCAUCAUCAAGGCUAAAAGCACACCUGAUAGUUCAUUCAGAUGAGAAGCCUCAUGUGUGUUCUUACUGUGGAAAGAGUUUUUCACGACUGGUCAGUUAUAAACAGCACCAGAAAACACAUAAUGAAGUGAGAGAUCACAUGUGUUUUGAGUGUGGGAAGAGCUUUACUAGAACUGAUCAUCUGAAACGACACCAAAGGAUACAUUCUGGAGAGAAACCUUACACGUGUUCAUAUUGUGACAAGAGUUUCAAUCGGUCUGAACACUUGAAAGUACAUGAGCGAGUUCAUACUGGAGAGAAACCAUAUCACCGUACUCCGUGUGGAAAGAGUUUCAAACAUUCAAACUCUGUAGUGUAUGAUAUGAAAAAGAUUUGUCUGAAGUCGUCAUUAUGAGCAACGUUUAUCUAUUCAUCCAGCUAGUUAGUUUCCAGGUGCUUUAUUGGCAUGAUAAAUAUUUGUACGUUUAU
This is a messenger RNA of Carassius carassius (crucian carp), 746 nucleotides long. RefSeq names its product gastrula zinc finger protein XlCGF7.1-like. NCBI's taxonomy places the organism in Eukaryota, Metazoa, Chordata, Actinopteri, Cypriniformes, Cyprinidae. Gene Ontology annotation, biological process: regulation of transcription by RNA polymerase II. Gene Ontology annotation, molecular function: RNA polymerase II cis-regulatory region sequence-specific DNA binding; DNA-binding transcription factor activity, RNA polymerase II-specific. Bases 1 to 672 code for a protein of 223 amino acids. The transcript has a single exon. The record is from RefSeq and is a predicted model, not a curated record.